Messenger RNA from Anopheles moucheti, 6251 nucleotides. RefSeq names its product cysteine-rich motor neuron 1 protein. Gene Ontology annotation, cellular component: extracellular region. Bases 1499 to 2731 code for a protein of 410 amino acids. Gene Ontology annotation, molecular function: insulin-like growth factor binding. NCBI's taxonomy places the organism in Eukaryota, Metazoa, Arthropoda, Insecta, Diptera, Culicidae. The transcript has 3 exons. Gene Ontology annotation, biological process: regulation of cell growth; regulation of signal transduction. The record is from RefSeq and is a predicted model, not a curated record.
ACACUGCGAGCGGGUAAACACGUACCAGACCAGCGAGCCAAGCGCAGCAAAACGAGUUUUCAAAACUUUCAAAUCUUUCGCGUGUAACGGACGUGCCGUCGCAUGCUUCCGCUCCGUAUACGAAAUUCUUGAUCGUGUGUGCCGGGUGUGUGCAAAGUUUUGAUGUGUCUUGCUUCGGGAAGCGGGCGCUUGGAUAUCAUCCGGGGGGCCAAGUUUUGUUGUUGAAGCUGCGGCCCGCUCUAGACGCCGUAAGUGGUCGAAUCGUAAGUGCGAACAAAAGGCGAUUUUGAUUUGUUCUAAAGCACCAUUAGCAGCGUAGGUGAGGUAUAAGAAGCAUAACGUUUUAAUUAAAUUAAACACGCAUCGACACGCGCGGUGCGUGUAAGCUGUCGCGUGUGUUCUGUGUGUGGGUGGUGUGUGGUGUGUGUGUCGAUACACGUGACACACGUCAAGUUUUGUGCAUAUAAUCCCACUAGCUGUAUGUAUGUGUGUGUGUAUAAGUGUGUAUCAGUGUUUUUAAGUGUAGCAGAUAUUAGAACGGAUUGUUUGUUUGUUUGGUGGCAGUAGGCAAUAUAGGCAAACAAACAAACGAACACCUGCAAAACUGUGUAUGCAGUGUAUGCUGUAUAGACGCUUAGAGGCUUCCCGCUCAGAGGCCCCACAAACCCGGAACUGUUCGAACGGAGCAGCUCGUACGGAAAGUCGCUUCUCCUAACUUUUCAAGAAAGUUGUGCGAAGAACGUGUAAAACAAGUGAGAGUGUGCGAUUUGCUGUUUAAUUCAGCACACUUUAGUCGUGGUGCAGUUCGCGAAACGAAUUCGGCGCCAGUGUAACCUAGCUUUACAGACAAACAAAAUAUUGACCGAGCUAUUGAAAGCAGAAAAAAUCAAACAUAAUAAAGUUGCACUGUUGAAAGAUAAACGAAAAAAAAUCAUCCGGAAGUUAGUUGAACACAGAAGAAAAGAAAAACAAAACAGCGCAGCUGCAGAACGCGAGCGGCAACAUGACGAGCAAGUUGCAAAAAGAGUGUAAAACAAAGUAAAGCAAAACAAAAAAAGGAAGAAAGAAGUAAAAGUAGAAGAAAUUUCCUUCACUAAAGCGUGCCUUGAGUGUUGCAUAAAGAAGCAUAGCAAAAGCAAGAAGCUAAGAAGAGAGAGAGAGAGGGUGCUACCAAAAAAAAAGAAGGAAAAUAAAGUGUAACUAGAAAGUGAAAGGGCGUAAAUGGAGAGAAGCGAGAAGCAAAGAUAAAAGUUCAAGCAUAAAUUGAAUUCCUUCGAUUGUAAAGUGUUAGUUGGUGGGUGCGGUGUGCGUUUGUGUGGCGUAAAAUAAUAGCAAAAGAAAAAAAAGCGAUUCGAGAAGUGUAAGCAAAAAAAAGGUGAAAAUUGUGCAAACGAGCGACGAGUGAAUAGUGUGUGUCCCUGUGCCGCUGUGAGUGUCUCUGUGUGUCCUCUGUGAGUCUCUGCACCAGUAUCAGGCCAUCCGCAUCGUUCUACCGGAAAUGGCACCGAUUCGAAACCGCCCUUCAACUCAAGCCCUUCGACCGGUGCGGGCGAUGGCGCUAGUGCUGGUGAUUGCAUCGCUCCUGGCAACCAGUUGCACAGCCGACGAAGCCGUUACAGAUCUCGAAAUGCGUUGCCAGAGCGUGCAGUGUUACAUCGAUUGCCCUGCGGAUAGCUACCUGCCGAACACAUUCGACACAAACGACGAAAGGGAGGUUGGAACCGAGCCGAGCGAAACGGCCGCUGGAAGCGACCGCGAAAGGCGCGCGAUCGCCACGAACAACCGUGUCCAUGCCCCGAUCCAGAUCGUUCCGAGUCCGUACCAGGACUACUUCCGAAACAACUUACCGGCAGCGCGGCGGCUAAAGCGCAACAUCGACCCAACCGACCUGAUGCCGCCGGCGGCAAUCGAUUACAGCGAGAACGAACCACACCUCCAGGAGCUGUGCUGUCCGAAAUGCGUCUGUCAGCCCUGUCCCGAGAUACCGAGCUGCCCACCAAACUUCAAGCUCACCAUCGACGCACACGACCAGACGGGUCAGCCGGGCAAGUGCUGUCCAUCGUACCAGUGCGAACUGCACAAUCCGAUGUGCUACUCCGAAACGAACCGGACCUGGUACCGGGACAACGAGAGCUGGCAGGAGUCGCGCUGCACCACCUGCCGGUGUCAGGCGGGUGUGCCUAGAUGCGUAGCACCGACCUGCAAACCGCUGAACUGUGAGCACCAAAUCGACCUGCCCGACCGGUGCUGUCCGGUGUGCGAUCCGCAAAAGUCCAUCUUCUGCGAGGACCACAACUGUGAGCUUCGCUGUCGCAACGGGUACGAACGGCGCGGUGAUUGUGCGCUGUGCAGCUGCGUGCAGCCGUCGACGAACACAACGAUCGAUCGCACGAUGCCGGACAACAAGCCGACCGAAACGACGGCGUUGGUGGCGAACUACACCUCCGGCGACGUUGCUACUACGAACACCAGCGAGGCCGGCCCUGCUGCGGAUGAUGGAUUUUUCAACAGCCUACCUACGAUCAUCUGGCUUGCGAUCGUCAUUAUUACUAUAUUGGCUACCCCGAUUAUCUAUAGCUGGAUGACCAAGGAGUGUGUCAAGGAGGGGCUCAAGAUGCUUUUCACCUGCAACCAGAUCUCGCAACGUAAAAGUGCGUACAACCGGGUGUCCAGUACGGUUCCUGUUGCACCGCCAGCAAACGGGACGGCAGCCGCCAACAGUAUGGCCUAAAAGGGGGUGGCCUUUUUGCGUGAGUGUUGUUUAGCUCGUGAUGGUGAAGGAUCGGUUUUAUUAUCCUUGCGUUUAUCAUUUAUUUCGAACUUAAUUUACUUUCCACAUUCGAUUUAUUUUACCCAAUUUUGAAAGAUUUUCUGUCAUUUUUAUUAUUUCUUUUCUUCUGUCACACCUAUUAUUACACAAAGAACUGGAUAGGUUCUCUUUAUAGAAACCACAACAAUAUUUCCAAACCGGUUUUAACCGUUCUAUGUUUCUAUUGUUCCCUUAACACUCGAGGCAAGAGUGUCUUUGGUGGACGAAACGCAAAAAAAAAACAAUUUAUUUCCUAUCCAUAUUAUUUCAAUAAUGAACCACUAAAAUUAUUACAUAAAUUCUCUAAAUGCGUGAGAAAAAAAGCGAAAAACAAACAAAAAAAAACAAAACAAACAUAAUUUGUGAUAGUACUCUGAAAUAAUGUGAAAAAAAAACAAGAAACAUUUGCACUGCAGCAGUGCCUUGCAGUGCAUAACGAAGAAUACGCGAGAUGAGAAGAGAAGACAAGAAGAAAAGUGAAGCUACGGAGCGACAAACGAUGGUAGCGCAAAAAUGGAAACAAAACCGAACUACUGCUCCACAUUUGGAAUGGAUUGCUGAUCUCGACAGCAAAAUGUUACUAAAAAGUUUUGCAAACAAAAGCAUGAUGAUAUUUCACGAUGAAAAUUAAAAAAGCAAGGAAGAAAAGCUAGAAAGGCUGCAUUAGGGCAUACGGUGUGGGGUGGCGCGCAUUGCCAUCGUCACCGUGGCAGGAGUGGUAGAUGUAAAAUGCUACAUUAAGCUUAAUGUUAUACAAACAAAACAAAAAAAACACACACACACAAAAUACGUAUUCCUACGUUAGUUAGUGAUAGUGUUUAAAUUACUUCAUAUUUAUUUAAAACGAUCGGGAACAUUGCAAAACACAAAUACAACUGCACGACAUUUUUUUUUAAUAUAUAUAUACAUAUAUUUUGUUUAAUGCACUAAACAAAAUCGACACUACUGGCCAUUUCUUGCACAAAACCGAAACGUCAGCUGAAUUGUGAUCAAUUUGUUUAUCUAUUUCAUUAUUAUUUUUGUGUUUUGCUUUUAAAUUCCGAUAACGUUCUUUAAUUGUCUUGGUUGCUCUUAAAACAUGUGUGUGUGUAUUGUUUGUUGUUUUUUUACAUAAAACGAAUUAUACUAAUCGUUUUCAUGUCUCUUGUCAGACUUGUUUAUACAUGUAUUAUUUGAAGACUUUUUUGUAAACGAAUUACCACCUUACCCUUUUUCUCUUUUGUUAAGUUUAGUAGCUUUCCCCUACUAUGAGAAGGUUGUUUUUCUUUUAAUUUCUGGUUCGGUUAAAAAUGAAAACAAAACCUGUUUAAAAGAAACAAAACAUAGAUUAAGAUGGACCAUGGCACGCACACAUGGUGCUUGAUUGGUGGGCAUGUGUUGGGAGCUUCCGUUGUAAAGGAAGUGACCAGAUGCGACCAAACAAAUUGAGGGGGGCCCACGCAUCGGUGGGCUAAUUUCAAUCAAAACUGCAAAAGAGAGAGAAAAAGAGCACAAAAGUGACAGGAGUGCAGGAUUGCAUAUUUGAGACAGAGAAAGCAAAGCAAAAAGAAAAACGCACACAGACAAAGAAACAAACAAACAUCGUUGAUGAAACAUAUGAUAAAAUCAAUGCUUCCAAGAACUAAUACAAAAAUGCAGCUGCAUUAAGCGGAAAUUUAAAUCGAUAUUAACGGCAAACUGGAACACUCUUUAUGCAAACAAACAAAACAAAACAAAAAAUCAUAGAAAACCAACCACCUGGAGGGUGGAUGCAAUAUAUACACAGUAGACAGGAGAGACAAAAAUCAAAGCUACAACAGUUCCUGGCUUAAACCCGUAGCUACAAGCAGCUACCCUCAAAUGAUGUAAAAAGCUUCAUAACCGCUUUACUGUCCACGGUACGAAACGACCAUUUGGAUUUAGAGGGAGUACCAAUCGCUCACACUGGUCCUAUUGCAUAUCUCUUCCCACAGACACGGUACACAAGUAACGAAACCCCGAACUACUAAGAGACCAGCUAGACUAUUAUGUACACGUAAGCACAGCAUGCGAUCACUACGAUGCGCGAAACGUUUUAUCGGGGAAGAAGUUCUACCGCUCGCAGUUGCUUAAAUGUGUCGCUUCCUACUAUAAUAACCCCUACUAAAACCCAUUCAUUCGUCUAGUACACACAAAACAUUCAUACGAUCGCGCUAGUAAUCGCUUAUCGACCAUAUUACAAACACUCUCAUACACGCAUCAUUCCUUUCGUGUCCCUUGUCGCUCGUAUGAAUAAUAUGUGUAUGUAUCUUAAAACAUUAAUGCAAUGCAACUGAAUGCAUCCAAAUUUAUAGCAACGCCGUCAUCAAAAACAUACAAAAGAAAAAGAGAGAGAGUAGGAGAGAAAGGAGAAAUUGAUAACACACAAAUAAUACUGCAACUGUACAAACAUGCUCGUUACAAAACAACACUUGAUAAUGAAGAGAUAAAAACGCUAGAAAGGUGGACAAAACAAAUGCUUUAUGAAAAGCAUUGUGGUUGCAACAAAAAGGCCGAAGUUCCUUUUCCACUUUUAUCCCUUCCGUUUACUGCAGCAAAAUGCAAUAAGCAUAUUUUUGAUUUAUUUAACUUUAUGCCCAAAAAUCUGUUCAGUAUUGGAAAACACUCGUCCGCAGUAUCCCGAAGAAAAUAUGAAAAUCCUUUUAGAAAAUUUCCUAUUUUCCGUUUUUCUUUAACAAAACUUACAACUUCACCUCAGCUUAUACCACCAUUCACAUAUUAAACAGCAUGCUUUUAAGGGCAUCUUAAAUGAUGCGAAUUAUCACGAUGUAUGCAACAACAUUUUACCCAUUUUGCAACUGAAGAACAAGCAGAAGCAAACAAACGAAAGCUACAACAACCACACACACACACACCGGAGGAAAUGCAAAAUAAAAUAUGCAACAAAACUCUCACUAUGUUUCAAUGUUUUGCCACCCAAUGCGAUGUAGCAAGCUGAAGAGGCAAAACAGGCAAAACAUGUGCUAAUCCUUGUCCUAAUGUUUAAGUUUUGUGUGUGUGUGUGAGAGGAUAAUAUAGCACCCUAGGCACAUAGACAAAGGUGCCGCAUUCAAUACACGAACAGCGCAGUUAUAAAAGCGGAAACGAGAACCAAAUCUAUUGAGAAAUUGAGGAAAACAAAACGAACACACACACACACACACACACGCACUCAAAUCAAAGGAAAUCUUUUGUUUUCCCACCACCACGUUGUUGAAAAAGGAAAGCUGCUGUGGUGGAGAACAGGCGUGCGUGCUGCUGGCGGGGAAGAAUCGGUAGGGCGAAUCGAAAUCGGUUUGAGAACAUUAUACUAUUGUGAAUAGUUAUGAAGCGAACGGAUGAAGGGAGUUAUGUAAUUUGUAAAAAAAAAACAGAAGUAUAAUAUACAGAUAGACAAUUAAGAAAUAUAUAAGCAUACGAAUUCGGAUGAAACUAAAUUACAAAA